AUGGCGGUGUCGAUGAUUGUGUUGAUGAUGGUGUUAAUGGGUAUGGCGGUGGAGGCCACUCCGCCGGGUAUAGCGUAUCACCCAAGCAAUUCUCACUGCACUGACGAUGAGAUUAAGCAGUGCAAGAAUCUCCCCCAUGUUUGCCCCAAAUUCUGUCCUAAUGGCUGCAUUACUGAGUGCAGAUCUUGUAAGCCUAUUUGCGUUGAUGGCCCCGCCCCUCCCCCAGCUGACUCUACGCCGCCGCCUAAGUCUGAUGGAAAUGCUAACAAUCCACCAAAGCCGCCAUCUUCUUCUCCUUCUCCAACUCCUAAGCCACCAACCCCUUCUCCUCCUCCAUCUCCUAAGCCGCAAACGCCUUCUCCUACUCCGUCUCCUAAGCCACCAACCCCUUCUCCUAAGCCGCCAACCCCUUCUCCUCCUCCAUAUCCUAAGCCGCAAACGCCUUCUCCUUCUCCUGAGUGGCCAACCCCCUCCACUACUUCACCCAAAAAAGUUAGGUGUAAGCUCAGUGCAUACCCAACUUGUUAUGCCGUCGAGCAUCAGUGCCCGGCUGCUUGCCCCGGCGGUUGCCAAGUUGAUUGCUCUGAUGGAAAUGCUAACAAUCCACCAAAGCCGCCAUCUUCUUCUCCUUCUCCAACUCCUAAGCCACCAACCCCUUCUCCUCCUCCAUCUCCUAAGCCGCAAACGCCUUCUCCUACUCCGUCUCCUAAGCCACCAACCCCUUCUCCUAAGCCGCCAACCCCUUCUCCUCCUCCAUAUCCUAAGCCGCAAACGCCUUCUCCUUCUCCUGAGUGGCCAACCCCCUCCACUACUUCACCCAAAAAAGUUAGGUGUAAGCUCAGUGCAUACCCAACUUGUUAUGCCGUCGAGCAUCAGUGCCCGGCUGCUUGCCCCGGCGGUUGCCAAGUUGAUUGCGUCAGUUGCAAACCAGUUUGCAAAUGUGACAUGCCGGGAGCAGUGUGCCAAGACCCUCGAUUCAUCGGAGCCGACGGCCUUACCUUUUACUUCCACGGCAAGAAAGACAGAGACUUUUGCCUCGUAACAGACCCUAAUCUCCACAUCAACGCCCACUUCAUCGGAAGACGAAACCCCAAAAUGAACAGAGACUUUACGUGGGUCCAAUCCAUCGCCGUUCUCUAUAACAAUCACACCGUCUUCAUCGGCGCCCAGAAAACCGCCACCUGGAACGACGCCGUCGACCGCCUCUCCCUCUCCUUCGACGGACAGCCCAUCCUCCUCCCGGACACCGAAGGCGCCACGUGGCUCUCGAAAUCCUUACCGGCCGCCAAAAUCACGAGGGCCGGCGACACCAACGACGUGACGCUGGAAAUAGAAAACACAGCAAUGAUCACGGCCAGGGUAGUUCCGAUAACUCAGCAUGAGUCCAGAGUUCACAACUAUGGAAUCACGGCAGAAAAUUGCUACGCCCACCUGGAAUUGGGGUUCAAGUUCUUGUCUUUGAGCGGCGAUGAAGUGGACGGCGUUUUGGGGCAGACGUAUAGGAGGGACUACGUGAGCAGGGUGAAAAUGGGGGUGGUGAUGCCGGUGAUCGGCGGCGAGAAAGAGUUCGCCUCGUCCGGCCUAUUCGCCGAUGACUGCGCCGUGGCGAAAUAUAACGGCGGGAGAAAGGGGCCGUCUUCGUCGGUUUUGGAGCUGCCCAGCAUGAAGUGCAAGAGUGGGAUCUAUGGGCAUGGGGUUGUCUGCAAGCGCUAG
Messenger RNA from Ipomoea triloba (trilobed morning glory), 1713 nucleotides. Its product is annotated as ESX-1 secretion-associated protein EspI-like. The record is from RefSeq and is a predicted model, not a curated record. The transcript has 4 exons. The coding region runs from base 1 to 1713 and encodes 570 amino acids. Lineage: Eukaryota; Viridiplantae; Streptophyta; Magnoliopsida; Solanales; Convolvulaceae.